AUGUCGGAUCUUUUAUCCGGCAUUUCAAAUUUAACGAAACAGAUUAGUAAUAGUAUUCCUUAUCAGAUAAAAAAACUUGGUGAAUCCGUUCAUACUAUGGUAAUGAAUUAUACUGAAGCUGAAAAUCUUGUGUAUGAAGCAACCAAUGAGGAUCCAUGGGGCCCAACUGGUCCUCAGAUGAAGGAAAUUGCCAAUUAUACCUUUCAAUAUGAAGGUUUCCACCAGGUUAUGAAUCUGCUGUGGAAACGUAUGCUAGAAGACAAUAAGACCGCAUGGAGAAGAGUUUACAAGAGUCUUACUUUGCUGAACCACUUGCUCCUUCAUGGUAGUGAAAGAGUUAUUGGUAGCGCUCGUGAUCACUCCUUCCAAAUGAGAGUCCUAGAACAAUAUAAAUAUGUUGACGAUCAUGGAAGGGAUCAAGGCUUAAAUGGCGAGUUCUUCUCUUUUUCUUUAAAAAACAAUUUAAUACGCCACCGUGUCAAGCUAAUUUUGGAACUUCUCGGAGAUGACGAUAAACUUCGAGCCCAAAGGAGAAAGGUUAAAUCUGAUAACAAGGAUCGUUAUCAAGGUUACACUUCUGAAGAUAUUCGUAUGGGGCGUGGGGGCUCUUACAGUAGCAGCUCAAUGCAUGGUUUCGGUGACGACUGGAAAGAUGACACUAACUCAAGUUACAAAAGAAAAUCUUCUUUCGAAGAUAACAGAGAAGACUAUAGCGUGAAGGAAGUAAAUUCGUUCCAAUUCCCCGAAGAAGCUCGCAGAGGAUCGGUCUCUCCCGAAUUGGGAUUCCGACAGGAUCCUGUCCCCGAUGAUGAUUUUGGAGACUUCGCCACGGCCAGAUCGAUUCCUCAGCAAACUUCAGCUGUACAGAGAACAGGCUCCAAUGAAGUUGCUGCAGCUCAUAUUCCUGUGAUUCGCCCUCCUGAACCUGUUUCUGCUUCUAAAAUCGUUGGAGCUAAUACAUCUUCCACAUCUUUCGACUUACUGGGAUUGGAUGUUUCAUCAGCAAACUUAAGCACUAGUGUAGAUUUCUUUGGUGAUCCAGUCAAAAACCCACCACUAUCUAAUACAUCUGUCAAUCCCGCUUCGACUUCCGCUAAAGUGUCACCUGCGCCGGCCCUUGUCCAGCUAGGACAGCCCUUGAGCACCGAUUUGUUUGGCUCCACAUCAUCUACAUCGUCGCCCUUCUCUGCUGAUUUUAUGUGA
Messenger RNA from Strongylus vulgaris, 1203 nucleotides. The record is from the annotation of a GenBank genome assembly. NCBI's taxonomy places the organism in Eukaryota, Metazoa, Nematoda, Chromadorea, Rhabditida, Strongylidae.